Daldinia vernicosa is the source of this 1488-nucleotide messenger RNA. Its product is annotated as putative cytochrome P450. The record is from RefSeq and is a predicted model, not a curated record. Gene Ontology annotation, molecular function: oxidoreductase activity, acting on paired donors, with incorporation or reduction of molecular oxygen; monooxygenase activity; heme binding. Lineage: Eukaryota; Fungi; Ascomycota; Sordariomycetes; Xylariales; Hypoxylaceae. The coding region runs from base 1 to 1488 and encodes 495 amino acids. The transcript is spliced from 4 exons.
AUGUGUCAUAAGGAGAUAUUGAGAGGCAAACAUCCCCUUGUGGGAAGUCCGUUAUUUCUCACACCACGAUUCAUCCUCAAUCUCAUAUUUGCUAGUAGGGCUAGUAAAGUAGUCAAUCAAGGUUACCAAAAGUUCAGGACUCGGGCUUUUCAAGUAGUUCGGGGAGAGGGGAAUCUCAUUGUCCUGCCAAACUCUUUAGUCGAAGAGCUUGCGACUCUCCCUUCAACAGUGGCAAGCCCCCAUGGCGCUUUAGAGCACGACUUAUUAGGCUCUUAUACAGGGCUAGAUGUCAUUUUAGAGAGUCGUCUUCACCACUCUAUCGUACAGCGUAGACUUACCCCUCGUCUCGGUUUAAUCACGCCUCGCCUAGAGAAAGAGCUUAUCCCGUUGUUUGAAGAACUAUUACCACCUUCCAAGGGAGAAUGGAUUGAGUUUCAACCUUACCAAGUCUUCUGCCAGUUAGCCGCACGCCUUACUGCGCAUGCUAUUGUCGGCCCCGCCUUUUGUAACGACCCAGUCUGGCUAGACAUCGCUAUUAAUUACACUGAGAACCUAUUCAAAACAAUUGUGGUGCUACGUUUGCUCCCUUCUUGGACACAUUCUGUAGUAUCUCGGCUACUUCCAUCCUAUUGGAAAUGUCAGGGGUAUAUUCGAUCAUCUAAGGUAUUGCUAGGCCCAAAGAUUAGAGAACUCCUUGGGAGAAGCGAAGAUGGCUCCCUCGCUCCGGACUCUAACGAAGACGAAUUCAAUGUUCUUACGUGGCUUGCCUUCCUAGCAAAGGGAUCAGAACGAAAACCUGAUAAUAUCGCACAUACUGAAGUACUCCUUUCCCUUGCUUCCAUUCACACGACCCUUCUCAGGAUGCUGAAUGUGCUGUAUGACCUUACGGCUCAUCCUGAGUUACUCGAAGAGCUGCGAGUGGAGAUAUACCAAGUAGCUUCUAGUCCGGAAGGUUGGAACAAGCCUUAUGAUCGACUUUAUAAGCUGGAUAGUGUACUGCGCGAAUCCCAACGGAUGUCACCACCAUCAACUAUUGGGAUAAAACGGCUCUUCAAAACACCAUACACAUUUCAGAACGGGCUGCACAUCCCCAAAGGAACAUACGUCUGUAUGCCAGUCUAUGCCAUUGAGAAUGACCCCGAACAUACCCCUAAUCCAGAUUUGUAUGAUGGAUUGAGAAGCUAUCGCGCUUACAUGCAGAGCCAAUCUACUCCGGGAAACUCCAAUAACUCUAAGGAAUUCCAGUUUUCAUACGCUAACGACCCAAAUGUCCUGAAUUUCGGGUAUGGGAAAUAUGCUUGUCCCGGAAGAUUCUUUGCCAGUUUGAUCAUCAAGAUGGUCCUCGCCAAAUUACUUGUUGAAUACGACUUCCAGUUCUUACCAGGUACUGGGAGGCCGGCAAAUCUAGAGGUCCACGAAUUUCUAUUCUCGUGGCCUUGGAAUAAAAUGUUACUAAGGAGGAGGGAAGGUAGUACUUUUUCGUUUUAA